Salvia hispanica is the source of this 625-nucleotide messenger RNA. The record is from RefSeq and is a predicted model, not a curated record. Lineage: Eukaryota; Viridiplantae; Streptophyta; Magnoliopsida; Lamiales; Lamiaceae.
GCCACCAGUUUCCCGCUUCUAGCUUCACUACUAUAAAACCCUCCAUCCCUUCCAUUGCAUCUCCCAUCAAUUUCUCUCCAUCUAAAAUCUCACUCUAGGGUUUCCAGAUUUCCUCUCCAUCACCAUGAAAUCCAGAGUUGGUAGCAGCGCUCUCGGAUCACCAUCCUCAUCACCAUCGGUGGCGCCGGCGUAUUACAAGUAUCUCAAGCCUGGAGAGCUUGCUCAGCUCCGAUACUCGAAGAUCAACGCUAGAUCCAAACAAAUCAGCGCUCAGGCUCUCCUCGCUCUGUACCAACUCGGAUCUGAUUCCGAUUCGUCGCUUCCGCAGCCGAAUUCUACUGGUGUGGCAAUGGAAGCAGUUCCGUGUUUCAAUUUGAGGGCCAAGGGUUUCCCAAGGUGCCUGAUGCGCAAAAAGCUUUUGGCUGUGGCGCCGGUUUUUACCGAGACCUAGCCGUAAAUCGUCUCUCCCUGCUGUAAUUUUAUUGUUUAUUGCAUAUACAAUAAGCCUAAAAUUCUGUUUUUGCUAGGGCUGUUUAGAUGUUUUUCAUUUUCUAUUUGUAAUUGACCACACAGAAGUGUAGAAGAAUAUGCGAUGAAUAAAACGAUAAAAUUUUUGUUUUGAUCA